GUUCGAAACUCAAAUCCCAACCACCCACCACCCCCGAAGCGCCAGUUCUGAGUGAUGAUGACGCGAGUCCCUAGGAAUUGCCGCGAGUCCCUAGGAAUUGCCGCGAGUCCCUAGGAAUUGCCGCGAGUCCCUAGGAAUUGCCGAGUUGCAGCGCGUUGAACGCAAGGCUUGCGUUCGCAGGGUAAAGUUUCUUUUCCCAAUGCUCGACAAUCCCUAGGCGUCAUAUUGGGGUCGACGCCGCGGCGGCGAAAAUAGGCAGCUGCGGACCUGGCAACAUAUCCAUCGGAUAUUAUGGAACAUCUAGCCGAGUUUCGAGAAAGCGUUAUAAUGAGUAACGGAACUGCGUAUACUCGUUAUAGUAGCGGAUCCAAAGGAGGAGGGACUAAAUCGGGCUCGAACGCCGGGUUUAAAAGCAUCGGGAUUUUCAUGCAAUACCUGCUGUCGCUGCUAUCGGGAAAGCAGGCCCUGCCACCGGCGCCGCCGCCCACGCCGCGGCUCGUUCUGCUGGCGAAUAACUCCUUCGACGCGAAAUGCCUCGACGGGAGCCCCCCAGGGUACUAUUUCCGCCCGGGCACGGGGGCCGGCAAGAGCAUGUGGCACAUCUACCUGCCGGGAGGGGCGUGGUGCACCUCUGCUGCCGACUGUGUCGCGAGGAGCAAGACAUGGCUUGGCAGCAGCACGUUCUACCCGGACGACCCGAACAGUGAGGUCAUCCGCCCCCCCUUCACCGGCAUGCUCAGCAGCAACAGCAGCAUCAACCCGCCCUUCCACAGCUGGAACCUCGUCCGCCUCAUCUACUGCGACGGCGGGGGAUUCGCAGGGGCAACGGGGAGGCUGAACGUGGGCGGUGGCACGGUGCUGUAUUUGGAUGGGUGGAGAAUCAUGCGGGCUAUCUUGGAGGAUCUGAAAUCGAAUCGCGGGAUCAAAUCUGCAGCGCAGAUCCUCCUCUCGGGCAGCUCAGCGGGCGGCCAGGCAGUUGUCGCUCUCUGCGAUCGCAUCGCCGGUGCCCUCCCCUGGGCGGCCACCAAGUGCAUUUCCGACUCGGGCUUCUUCAUAGACUCCAAGGACCGCUGGGGGGGUUUCACGUGGCGUGGCGUGGCCAAGAGCGUGGUUGACUUGCACCGGCCAAAGUGGACAUGCAUGGAGGGUCUUCCAGAGAGUGACCAGUGGAAAUGCUUCUUUCCUCAAUACACCCUUUCAAGCAUCACGUCGCCGAUAUUCAUCGUCCACACUCUCUUCGAUUCAGUAGCGUCUCGAAUCGGCGGCUUGCUACCUUGGAACAACACCUAUGCUUUCGAGUGCUUGCGCGAGGUUGCGUGGACGAGCAAGAACGUUACUGGGGUGGUCCAAAGGAAAGAAUGGAGCAAGAUUACAUGGAGGACGAAUUUCUGCACUCCUAUGGAGAGAAGUGCCCUCUUUACAACUGCUUCGAUACUAUUUGAGGAGCUAGAAAGGGCAAUUGGAAGUGUGGGUGCUGUUACUGCAUUUGCUCCGACUGCAGUGGGACAUGGGGCGUUAUUUAUGAAUACAUGGACAGGGCCAUGGGUCCAGGGGGUGUCACUAGAAAUGGCGAUUGUGCAGUGGUUUGCUGAUGACUUAUCUGUCAGAUUUAUACACAUGUAAAUGAGCAUUGGU
Messenger RNA from Closterium sp. NIES-67, 1635 nucleotides. The record is from the annotation of a GenBank genome assembly. NCBI's taxonomy places the organism in Eukaryota, Viridiplantae, Streptophyta, Zygnematophyceae, Desmidiales, Closteriaceae.